CCAAAUUUGGUAGUCAGAACAGUCGACACAUCUCUGGAAAAUCCACUAAACUUGGUAAUAUGAAACUCUUCGGUGCAACUUUGGCCAUCAUGUUGGGCUUGUCCCAUGGAGCAACCAUUACUCUCAAUGGUGCACAAACCCUUCCCGCCUCUGGCACUAUUACCAUCCAACAGUCCGGUUCCCAGCAAGUGCAGUACCCUCAACAAGUGGUGACAUACCCUCAACAAGUGGUACAAUACCCUCAACAAGUGGUACAAUACCCACAACAAGUUGUUGUUCCUCAAACAGUUGUCCAAAGACCCACUGGUGGUGGUGGUAUUAUUGGAGGACUUGCACAGGCUGCAGGUGGCAUUUUGGGAGGUGCUGCCCACGCUGCUGGUGGCAUCGCUGGCGGAUUUUUGAACGCUUUUGGAAAAUAAAGCUAAGAGUUAAACUGCUACCAAAUUUUAGUAAACGUUCUGUGAAUGUCGAUGAAAAUAAAUAACAAAAUAAUACGCAU
Messenger RNA from Stomoxys calcitrans (stable fly), 499 nucleotides. RefSeq lists its product as uncharacterized. Lineage: Eukaryota; Metazoa; Arthropoda; Insecta; Diptera; Muscidae. The transcript is spliced from 2 exons. The coding region runs from base 60 to 419 and encodes 119 amino acids. The record is from RefSeq and is a predicted model, not a curated record.